AUCAAUUUUAUCGACAUGCGGGUAGACGGGAUACAGUGGAUCAUCUUUUCAUAAUUAUUAUAAAAGAUUGUUCGCGAAUCUAGAAAAAAAUCGUCACUUUUGGUAUAAGUUUUACCAUGAAUCUACGAAAUGAAAUGUUGAACGUUUUGCUGCUUUCUAUUUUUGCAAAUGUUUAUUGUUUUAAAUUUAAGAAGAAUAGCUUAAAUAUCAAAUAUGGAAUAACUAAUUUCAAAUCUUGUGCAGUUAUUCCGACAAGUUUUAACAUUCUGAAGGUAACUAAUUUAUCUUUAAAUGACUGCGUGUCCAGUUGUGUAUUUCGGUCGGCAUGCACAGGACUUAAUUACAGAAAGAGGUUUUUAUUAUGCGAGUUAUAUAAUGGAGAACUUACGCAGGAAUAUUUUGCCGACUGUGUAAAUAUAAAGCGAAGUGACAUCGAAGCUACGGAUGAGAGUCAGAUCAUUGCCGACGCCGACAUUCAAAUUUGUGAGGAUGAUUUCACAUGUUCAGCUCAAGAAUGUCCUUAUGUGGAAGUAGUUGGCGGAAAGGUUUGGGGUAAUAUGAAUUCAUUCGGAAGUCUUCGAACAUUUGAAUGUAAUGACGGAUAUAAUUUGUUUGGACAUAAUUCAAUCAAAUGUAUGACAAACAAAACUUGGAUCCCUUAUCCCGUAUGCUGGAAAGAAUGUAGUGCGCCUAUCUUACAAAAUUGUGAGAUUGAGACAGCGUCCAAUGGACAGCAGCCGACAAACGCCACAGUGACAUGCCAUGAAGGCUAUGCCUCUACUAGAACUAGUGAUGUUAGUUCUGCUAUAACUGAAGAAAUCAUAACAUGUGACAAAAGUGGUGUUUGGAUGCCAAGUAUUGAUUGCACUUUUGUAAUCAGCGACGUUAACAAAGCUUGGCUGAAACCGGCUACACAGAGCUCUACCUACAGGGGCUAUGGAGCUAACCGGGCAACAGAUGGAAUAUGGAUAUCGGACUUUUUUACUAACCCAUGUUCUCACACAAAUUCGCAUGUAGAACAAACCGCUUGGUGGGAAGUUGACCUGCAACAGGUUUAUUCCAUACGGAGAAUAAAAAUAAGAAAUAGGAAAAGUGCAUAUUUCUCUAAAAGACUAUACAACGUCACUGUGAGUGUAGGAAUGAACCCAGCACCAACAGAAUUUUGCGCGUUCUAUCUCGGCGAUAAUCCGCCGAUUGAGCGGAUCGAACUUAAUUGCAACAGUGUCAUGCAAGGUCGCUAUGUGCGGUUAACAAAACCGAAUACUAAAUACAACGGUGAUAACCUUGCUCUUUGCGAGGUUGGGGUCUAUGAGACAUAAGAUCCGGAAUUUUCAACGCAUUAAAUUGUGUACAAUAUAGAUUUGUUUCCAAAUACUUAGAAACUUUGACUUUGAUUUAUAUUUGAUGUAAUAAAAUUCGUAUUACAUGGUAAGUUUUGAGAAUGGGUGCAAACUGAGUUUUGAGACAAGUUUAAGUCUGAUUUCACCGUGCUAUUUUGUCAAAGCAUUUACAGCCGUUACAAUUCAUUAUGACGCAGAUGUAAAUAUUCUUUUUUGUAUAAAAUUUGGGAUUAAAGAUGACCAAUUAUUGUCAAGAUAUAUUCGGCAUUGGUAUAUCUUUAUGCUUUUCUCUUUUAUAUAGAAAUGCUUAGACGUUAGAUUCUAGUGUUCAAUUGAAUUAUAGAGCUUGCCGAGAGGCCAAACUGAAAAAUAUGUGAUGCACAUGUUGCUGUUCCUGGCAGCUUGCAGUGUUCAUAGAUAGAUAAAGAAUUAAACAGAUUGGUAUAGAAUAAUUUUUUUCCAUUCUUAGAAAUAUUUCUAGAAACACUAUUUAUGCUUAAAUAUAAAUAUGUCUAGAAACACCGGUAAGCUUAGUAAUUUAAACUUUGUUGAACAUCAAUUAAUGUGUAUUACACGUUUUAUAUUUUAUGCAAUACACAAAGCAUUCAUCUGUGUAUCAGCCAUCUAGUGAAUCCAUUUUAAUUAACUAUGGAUGAAAGAAGCCUGUAAGUGGAGUUUAAAUUUUGAAUGCAUCAAAACACGUAAAAUUGUAUUCUUCAUAGGUUUCACUGACCUUUUAUCUGGUUCCCUAAAUAUAUUCACCUCCAACAGAUGAACAAAGUUUCAAUAAUUUUCAUAGUCUUUUAAGGUAUAAAGAUAGUUAUAUAUAUUGUACAACAUAAAAUUCUAAAUGCAUUCAUAUUUAAAGAUAUACUAUGCUCAUAUUUGGGUAAAAUAUUUUUAUCGCAGAAAUGUAUUAAAAUCCAUGAAAUCCUUACUGAAUAUGUGUAAUUUGAAUAAAAAAUGAAUAAACUAUGUAUUGGAAGCUGUAUUCCCUAUUACAGGUCAAGUAAAGUUGGUCUUUUCUUUAAAAAAAACUGCCAGUUCUUUUAAUGACACUAUAUAUUUAUAUUGUGACCACCUAUAGUGUGUAGAGUUCAAAACAUAACUUAUCUACUUUAAAUGAAGUCGAAACAUGUUUAUUUUAUACAUACAAAGAGACUGUGUAGCAAUUAUCAAUACUUUCAAAAAAUUAAUUUGAGCAUAGUAUAUCUUUAAGAACUACUUGUAUAAUCGUGCUGUUUUUAUAUAUUUUGA
This is a messenger RNA of Ruditapes philippinarum (Manila clam), 2597 nucleotides long. RefSeq lists its product as uncharacterized. The transcript is spliced from 6 exons. The record is from RefSeq and is a predicted model, not a curated record. NCBI's taxonomy places the organism in Eukaryota, Metazoa, Mollusca, Bivalvia, Venerida, Veneridae. The coding region runs from base 117 to 1319 and encodes 400 amino acids.